GACGAAAUAAUAAAGUUUAGUACAGGCAACAGCUGCUUCAAGUGUACGUUGAAACGUUGAAAGUUGAAAACAAAUUAAUAAUAUUGUGGUCUGUGUCUGUGCUGUGGUCAACAUUGUGAAGUGAAUCAUUUUACUUUCCAAUUUUUGUUGAAGGUUACUUGCCAGGAAAUGAUAUUUUUCUACAAUUGAACAUGAUGUCUUGGUAGUAAAUUUCUUGAAAAUGAAGUUCCCAAUCUUGAUACUUGUGUUAUUGCUUGGCUGUGAUGGAGGCUACAUUCCCCCGGGACCCAAAUAUCCGUGUCCUCCAACUUCUCAGCUCCUCUAUCCAUGUGAAUGCACCAAGGGCACGGAUCAGGGUCUCUUCAUUAGUUGUGAGAACACCAAUCUUGCUUCAUUGUCUGUAGCAAUGUCUAAUAUUGUUGCGCUGCAAUCACCCAUCGAGGAAUUGAAAAUUAUGAAGUCGCAAAUAGGAAGAUUGUAUGGAGAACUAUUCUAUCCAUUAUCCAUGCGAAAAUUGAGUAUAGAAGAUACUCCAAUUUCGUCAGUUGCACCACAUAUAUUCUAUGGCGUUAAUAAGACCAUGAAAGAGUUACAUAUAAUCAAUUCUGAGAUCGCCGAGUUUCCUACUGUUCCAUUCCAGGAUCUCGGAAAUUUGUCGGUUUUGAUCAUUGAAGGUCACAAAAUGAAACGAAUUCCUACUGAAGCGUUUGGUUCUGGACUGUUGGCCACUCAUUUGGAAGAGCUUAGACUGACGAAGGGAGAAUUAUCAGAGAUUCCUCUCGCAGCUCUAGCCCCCUGCAAAAAGCUCAAAAAACUCGAUCUGCAAGGAAACCACCUGUUUACACUGCAGAAAAACCAAUUCAAAGGCCUGAGAGAUGUUGAGUUGCUCGAUCUCUCCUUCAAUAACCUGACAAAGUUGGAUGGAUCAUUCUUCGGCGAGCUUAGCAAAUUAGGAUGGUGCAACCUUUCGCAUAAUGCUCUAACAGAUCUUCCAAGGGGUGUCUUCGCUCGUAAUAGUGUACUGAAAUCACUGAAUCUCGCUUAUAAUAAGCUAACCAAAUUGGAUUCCAAUAGUUUCCGAGGAAUGAGAUUUAUUAGGCGGCUCUAUCUAAGUGAUAAUCUCAUAUCAAACGUUGGUAGAGGUACAUUUGGCACCAUGGCUCGUAUUGGUACCAUUGAUUUGGCGCGGAAUAAGCUGAAGAAAAUUGACUUUCAAAUGUUCCACGAACUGCGAUACAUUGAGGUUAUAGACGUCUCCGAGAAUAUGGUAGAUGAAAUAGAAGGAUUUGCGUUCAAAGAUCUGUACCUAGUCCACAUGAAUCUGUCGCACAACAAGAUUACAAAAAUCAAAAAAGAUGCGUUCGUCAACUGCGCUAAUAUAACCGUGCUGGAUCUAUCCUAUAAUAAACUGGAGGAUAUCCAGAGCAAAGCAUUCGAUGAGAUCAGUUACGCAACAGAAUUGCAGCUUUCCUUCAAUUUAUUGACAGAUCUUUUACAGGUACCUUUGGCAAACAUGACUGGGCUGAAAAUUUUGAAUGUCACCAACAACCGUUUGACAAAAAUACCGAAAAACACAUUCCCAAAACUGUACGAGCUGCAUACAAUCGACGUUAGCCGUAACUUCAUCAAAGACAUAGCAGUUGGUGUUUUUCAAACUUUGUUCGGACUGCGGUGGCUCGAUUUGAGCUACAACAGUUUGAACGAGAUUCAAAGUGGUACGUUUGGUACAUUGCCCACUCUAUUGUACAUGAAUCUAGAACACAAUCACUUGGAGAAAAUCAGCAACGCAGCUUUCAAUAGACUCACAUCCCUGCGUACUUUGAAUUUGAUGAAUAACAGCAUAUCAAAGAUAUUCGAGAUACCUAUCUCCCUUGCCAAACUGGACUUGAGUGAGAACUCAAUAGAAGAAAUGCCGCCCUCUACUUGGCCAUCGAUGAACUCGCUACUGGAGCUGAAUCUCAGCAACAAUAUCCUAGGAGACAGCCUUGAGUCUGGCAGCUUCAGUCAUCUGCUCACGUUGACAAAACUCGACCUCAGCUUGAAUGGUAUCUCACUGCCACCAUGGCAAAGUCUUAGCUCUCUUACAUCGCUGCAAUGGCUUUCUGUUAAGAACAACGAAUUGGAGGAGCUUGGAAAAUCAGCAUUCGGCACUCUACCUAUAGUUUUAAAUCUGGAUCUAUCGUACAACAAGAUAGCUAACGUGAGUGUGAUGGCCUUCAAUGGACUGCUGCAACUCCUACAUUUGAACAUGUCUCAUAACCAACUCCAUCAUCUCCAUAAUGGUGUAUUUCAAGGUCUGGUGUCUCUCCAAUUGCUGGAUUUGUCUCAUAACAUGUUGGAAUCUCUUGAUAACAAAACUCAUAGCGUGUUUGAAGACUGUUUGUCUUUGGAAACUUUGAACAUGAGCCACAACAGAGUAUCAUUUGUGACAAGAAAAACAUUUCCCAGCAAUCCAUGGGUGCCAUACAAAUUGAAAGUGAUCGACUUGAGUCACAACAACAUACCUGUUCUAUCUUUCGAUUUCACCUAUGGAACGAAGAAAGUCGUUAGUCUUGAUGUCAGUCACAACAUGAUUGAUGAAGUUCGAAGAUAUGUUGUUGGUAACCUGACAUCCCUGCAAAAAUUAGACCUAUCCAAUAAUGAGAUUACUGAACUUCCUACAGACGUAUUUAAUUUACAAGCGAAUUUAACAUCGCUGUCGCUAGCCAACAAUCAUCUACAUGCACUACCCGUCGAUAAAUUCAAGCAUUUGACUUACAUAGAUGUCAGUAAUAAUGAAAUUGAAAUGGUUUACAAUGAGAUUCUUGACUCUGCCAAGAAAGGGUCCAAAGUAUUCUAUGGGGGUAAUCCAAUGUUGUGUAACUGCUACCUGAGGCCACUUAAACGCUGGCUUAAAAGUAAAAUAACUCCGGAUGAAACUUGGAAAAAUGUGACUUGUUCUUUUCCUGAAGCUUUGGCUAACAGAACUAUUUUGGAUUUGACCGAGGAAGAACUGUCAUGUGUUGAAGAGGUUACUGACUCCGAUUUCCAAUUGACACCUGAUAUUAUGUUUCGAUCUUCAAUAAGGACUCAUCGAGAUUUCCAAAUAUCAUGGUUUGUGAAUACGAAAGAAGAUAUUUCUGAUUUCAAAAUCUUAGUUCGAGAUAGCGCAACAAAAAUUACCCUACAGGAGAAAACUCUUAGCUAUGAAUCAAGAUCCACGGUUUUGAAACAUCUUCCUGAAUCUCAGGAUUUGGAAGUGUGUGUACAAACGCUGAGCAGCCUAGGUGUAGCAAGGCCAUUGAAACCAGGGCAGUGUGUUACAGUUCAUGAAAGUGCUACUUCAGGAAUUGCGAGUAUUCAUUGGUCUUAUCUAUCUCUGGUCGUUCUCUCCUCUAUCUCGACAUCGGAAGUUAUAUUUUAAUCCAACCAGCCACACUUACUUGAGAAUGCAUUCCAGAUUGGCGAUGAACAUUAAGAAUAUUGAUAACUCAGCAUUUUUUAUUUUUUUUAGUCUACUACCUUCUUUGUGAUAAAAAUGAAGAAUAUUGAUGACUCCGAGAUUUCAUAAGUAGACUGACUUCCUUUUUAUUCUGCUAACUUGAUUUUUUAAUAUUUUCAAUAUUUUUCCCGUAGUCUUGCAUUUUGUAUAAUAUACUUGGAUGCAUUACUUGACAAGUCUACUGGAGGUAAUUCACUUUUAAUUUUCUUUUACUUCUAGCGCACAUUGUUUAGGCUUUGACUGGUUGACUCACAACCAGCGUUAUAUUUCAAAUUCAUACUGAACAUUACAUAUUUUUAUUAUUUUUCGAUUAUGUGCAAUAAUUAGAAUAGAGAUUAACAAUUUAAGUGGGGUUUAAUCUAUCCAUUUUAUAUGGUUAGUUCAUGGAUCAAUCCACAUUCUUAAUUUAUUGAACUACUUCGUAUUGUAGUGUCAAUUAAUUUCUUUGUUUACCAUCAAGUAUUGU
Messenger RNA from Nilaparvata lugens (brown planthopper), 3947 nucleotides. It is a transcript of the gene conv, whose product is annotated as toll-like receptor 3. The transcript is spliced from 15 exons. The coding region runs from base 221 to 3403 and encodes 1060 amino acids. The record is from RefSeq and is a predicted model, not a curated record. Lineage: Eukaryota; Metazoa; Arthropoda; Insecta; Hemiptera; Delphacidae. Gene Ontology annotation, molecular function: protein binding.